AUGUCAUUCCUGAGAAAGCGCAGUCGGAGCCAAUGCUCGUUCUCGAAGGGGGACGAAGAAAUCACUGUCACAAGAAUCCAGCAAAACGAAUUCAAUCGACAAUCCCGAGCCGAUACAUUUGUUUCAGCCAGAUCUUCGCUGGAAGUUGGCGCAUCCGACUUUGCUGUUCAUGAUUCUUGCGUCAUUCGCAACUUCCCAAAGCACAAGUCAUCGCACCUGAGAUUCCUUGCUUGGGUCGCCUUUACCCGCAAGUACACCGACGAGUGGAUCACUGAAGAUGAACGACGCACUUGCCCUUUGCUCUGGUGCCGGACCGUCUUUAAAGACCAGGAGGAGAUGCUUCAACACGUCUGGAAUUGUCAACAUCUAUCGAAGGGUCUUUAUUGGUGCUUCCACUGUCAGAAGCCGGAGCGAGUGGGAAAGUUUCAGUGCAAGAGAUGUCAAGGGCUACCAUCGCGAACGGAUCGCAUGGCCUCUGUGGCAAAGAAGAUCUUCUCACGGCUCGGAGCGAAGCCUCACCAUACUGAAUUUGUGGCCCCCGAACCCGAACCACAAAAGCCUCUAUCAAAGAUUGCCGAAGACUCAGCGACAUCAUAUCCCUAUGAUCCUUCCAGCUUCGAGGGCAUGUCUCACUCGUACGACGAAGAUCAAGCUCUAGAUUGGAAUCAUCAGUAUCCCCAAGAGCUUCCAAACACGUCAGUCUGUCGAGAAUUACCGGGCGACUGGACGGCAGCUUCGCACGAACUUCCAGAUACCUCAAUCUUGGAAAUGCAAGGUACGGAAUGUCCGAUAGAAUUAGGAGUUGGAUCGGAGGAUUGGGCAGACAACUUCUAUGCAUCAUCCUUAGAAGAAUGGGACAUUCCCUCAACGACAACCAAACGUAUGAAUGCUUCUCCAAAGCUGGCCCGUAUUGACACCUCCUUCACCCAUCUGAACAGUCAUCUCACCCCCGAAAAUCAUGUGGAAAUGUCUCCACAGAAAUUGUCGUCUCAUUCCUGGGAGGCUGCCCUUUCAGAUACAACCAUCUCCCCUUUGAGUGCAUCGGGAGGGCUUGAUUAUAAUACGUUCGAAGUCUCGCCGACAGACAGUGAGGCGAGUGGAAACUCUUUCUUUACAGACUCGGGAUAUUCGACUGCAACAACAAUGUCUGCUUGGAGUACCACAGCCACGAGAUUUGCAGAUCCAAAUUCUUUACAACGUCUGGCCGGAAAGAAACAAUCUCGGCCUUUUGGGACUAUCUCCAAUGAUUGGAUGAACAACAUUGCAUCCUCGAGGCCUCAAGAAUUGGCCUUAAUGCCAGUGUUAGCAAGCGUGCCCCAGAUGCCCCAAGAGAUUUCAAGGAGUAUCAGCUCCGGCAGCGGAUUUACAGGAUCUGAGAAGCCUGUGCUGAAAUCAGCGAAUUGGUCUGACGGACAGAGUCUCGUCCAAUAUUUUUCUGGGAUCUUGGGAACUCAUAUUCAGCAUACCAGGUCCUCACUAAAGCAGUUGCCAAGUAGCCCAAUGGUCACGGAGUUGAUGGCACAGUCCAGGACUUCGAUGGCAUCCAUUGGGUUGGACGCAUUGGUCGGAGCUCUUGAAGGGCGGAAACCAACUUCAGUGGUCCAGAUAUUCUCCUUGACCCAUGUUGCAUACGCCUUUGCGAUCACAGUCGAUUGUAAUCAAGCCAACGUUCAAGAUCAGCAGUGGUUCAAUGAUUCGCUAUCAUGGGCCGAGGCGCUGACAUCAGAGAGGUCGCGUCAAAUGUAUCAUGAGAUAGCUCGUUCUAUUUGGCAACCGCUGGAUAUCUUCGCUGAAGACAUGCCUCAUAAGGCGUCUCAGUCAUCAGAUAUGGAGAACAUGCUUCUCACUGCUUGCAAACACUUCUUGGAUGUGUUUGAAAGCUUCGGUGUGGCAGAACGUGUCCCAAGUUUGCCACAUGGAAGCUUUGAUUUUGAGCAAGAACUGUUUCAAAGCAGAUGCAAGACGCGAGUUAUCGACGAGUUGAUCAAGACUCAAUCCCUCGAAGCGUUUGACAGAAAUGUUGUGACGAUUGGGAGGCGACUGCAAGAAGGGAAGAUUACGAGCACUCGCCAGCUGGAGCUGGAAUUGAUUUGUGUAGGCAAGCUUGCUUCACAACCAGCUCAAGCCUUCGCAACAUUUCUCAAGCAUGUGACGCACCUCUGCGACUCUCUCUACCGGGAGGAAGCCGGAACCCUGAAGUCCAGAGCCCAGUAUCACGUCCAAGAUAUUUAUCUUGUCAAGCAAUAUCUACCAGAGGAGGAUUUCAUCGACGAGCACGAAGAGGAUGAUUGUGAUCAUGGAGGCCAGCACAACCACGAACAUGACGACAUGGAGGACCUCUUAGACCUAGAUUUCGACGCAAGGUCCGAGGAUAUUGAGGCCUGUAUAAACGCAUUUAAAAACGAUGCAGACCAGACAUUGGGCCAUAUGGACAAUUUCACGAUUCAAAUCGCCUCGGCAACAGUCCAUGUCAAUGAUCAAGCACCAUUUAUCCAAAAUUUCGAUUCCAUACAUCAACAAUCUACGCCUUCCUUCCAACAACAGCUCCCUGCUCAAGUGUCAGCUUCGCCUCCGCAGCCAACCCUCCAUCCAUCAUCCCCCGAUUCCUCAUCGAAUAAAUACCGCUGCCAUUGUGGCUAUACGCCCUCGGGCGAAGAGCGCUGGAAAGCAUCUAACCUCCGACGCCACAAAAGGACACAACAUCCCACGGAGCUGAAGGUCCAUAGAUGCGGAUACCCAGGUUGCAAGAGCGUGUUCACGAGAAGCGAUAAUUUGAGGAGUCAUCGGAGGGACAAAGGGCAUUUUGUCGGGUUUGAAGGGGAGCCGUUUACGAGGGACGAUAUGGGUGGGAUGGGGGACAUGGAAGGGAUAAGAGGUCCGAAGAGGAGGAGAUGUGAUUGA
Molecule: messenger RNA, 2901 nt
Organism: Hyaloscypha bicolor E
Lineage: Eukaryota; Fungi; Ascomycota; Leotiomycetes; Helotiales; Hyaloscyphaceae
Exons: 4
Coding region: 1-2901 (966 amino acids)
Source: RefSeq, a predicted model, not a curated record